Suillus subaureus is the source of this 918-nucleotide messenger RNA. RefSeq lists its product as uncharacterized. The coding region runs from base 1 to 918 and encodes 305 amino acids. The record is from RefSeq and is a predicted model, not a curated record. The transcript has 7 exons. NCBI's taxonomy places the organism in Eukaryota, Fungi, Basidiomycota, Agaricomycetes, Boletales, Suillaceae.
AUGCAUCAGUUUGCAAUAGUGCAAGUGACUUAUCCAGAGGAUCAGAACCAAGUAUCAGUGGGAAGGGGUGGUAUAUUGUCCUAUAGUGGCAAUAUAGAGGAGCAAGUCUCUACAUCCGCGGGGGACUUGAAUACUGACUGUCCUCAACUCUUACAGUUCCCCCCUCCAUCCCCUGGGCUAGAAGAGCGCAGUGAGGAACCACCCCAGGAAAUGCCAAUGACACUCGUCCUUCGCACUUGGAGCAUGGUUGUUGUGACUUUUGUCACAUGCAUGGAGACACAUCCAGGGCUAAAGCAAGAGCUCCUGGAAGAGAUAGAGGAUUGGUUGCAAGAGUGGAACCGCAUCUCGACAGCCAUGGCUGCGUCUAGUGACAAGGCACGCGCUGCGGGCAUUGCACUCAACUUGGACGAGGGCGAGGUGAAACUCCUCACCGAAACGACUAAGUGGGCAGGCGUGGCCCAGAAGACUGUCAGCGAUUGGAAGAAGCAUGCUGAAGAGCUGAUGGCUGCUGCCACUGACGCACGCACUGGCAAGGCUCCCGCAGUUACAGCUGCAGAGGAUUGCGAUAUGGGGGUUCUGUGUCCUGGGGGUUGCAUGUCUACUCCUAAGUGCAAUUGCUGCACUGUGCGCGGCAUCAUGUGCAACGGCACACUGGCCAAGCGCAAGGCCGUUCCUGGUGCACCUUGUUCACACAAGGUUGUGUGUUCUGGUGAGGCCACUGUGCCUGCGCCUACUGUUACCACUGCUGAUGAUGCAGACACAUCUGGCAAGUCGGAGGUCAAGAUCCAGGAGGAAUGGAGAUAUCACUCACAUGGCCAGGAGGCGGAGUUGCUCCUCAUGUCCAACAAGCUCUACACGAUGUCAGAUGACUGGAGCAUCAUGGAGAGGGAGAUGGGGGACAUCCUCAGGGAACAGUAG